CCCAACGUUUAACUGCGAAACUUCAACUAUAACUUUGCAAGGGCAAGUAUGAUGGCGACGAAAAUUUUGCUCAACGGAACAUUUGGGAAAAGUAUUUUCCCAAAGGCCUGUGUUCAAAAUGCUAUUCGCUUGGAGAGUAGUGCUGUUCAGCCUUCAGAAACUACUCCUGUCAAAAGAAAACCUUACUCCCCAUUUCAAAACACAUCUUCAAAAAUGGAAUAUGCACUUGCUCGAGUUGAUGACUUGCUGAAUUGGGCUCGCAAGAACUCUCUAUGGCCUAUGACCUUUGGCCUCGCUUGCUGUGCAGUAGAAAUGAUGCAUAUGGCUGCUCCCCGCUAUGAUAUGGACAGAUUUGGAGUGGUUUUCCGAGCAAGUCCCAGACAGUCUGAUGUCAUCAUUGUGGCUGGAACUUUAACUAAUAAAAUGGCACCAGCUCUUAGAAAAAUUUAUGAUCAGAUGUCGGAACCUCGGUGGGUAAUUUCAAUGGGCAGCUGUGCAAAUGGAGGUGGAUAUUACCAUUACUCCUAUAGUGUUGUGAGAGGUUGUGACCGCAUUAUACCUGUGGAUAUAUAUGUGCCUGGUUGCCCUCCAACUGCUGAAGCUUUACUUUAUGGUGUUUUACAAUUACAGAAGAAAAUAAAACGAAUGAAUAGUGUCCAGAUGUGGUACAGGAAAUAAUUGUAUUGAACAUCAUCAAUGGUAGAUUCAGAACCUUGUAAAUACAAUUGUAGAAAUUGAAUACUGAUCUUUUAAAACCAGUUUCAGAGACUUAUAAUUUAAAUUAAAACUUGGAUUUAUUUCUGUGA
This is a messenger RNA of Uloborus diversus, 806 nucleotides long. RefSeq names its product NADH-quinone oxidoreductase subunit B-like. The transcript has 5 exons. Gene Ontology annotation, biological process: electron transport coupled proton transport; mitochondrial respiratory chain complex I assembly; aerobic respiration. Gene Ontology annotation, molecular function: quinone binding; 4 iron, 4 sulfur cluster binding; NADH dehydrogenase (ubiquinone) activity. The coding region runs from base 49 to 678 and encodes 209 amino acids. Lineage: Eukaryota; Metazoa; Arthropoda; Arachnida; Araneae; Uloboridae. The record is from RefSeq and is a predicted model, not a curated record.